This is a messenger RNA of Microtus oregoni (creeping vole), 1719 nucleotides long. RefSeq names its product leukocyte immunoglobulin-like receptor subfamily B member 3A. Gene Ontology annotation, molecular function: inhibitory MHC class I receptor activity. Gene Ontology annotation, biological process: cytokine-mediated signaling pathway. The transcript has 7 exons. The record is from RefSeq and is a predicted model, not a curated record. NCBI's taxonomy places the organism in Eukaryota, Metazoa, Chordata, Mammalia, Rodentia, Cricetidae. Bases 1 to 1719 code for a protein of 572 amino acids.
AUGGAAGGGACUUUAGAAAUACACGAGCAAGGAGAGAUACUGAGCACAAAGAAAGGUAUUCCUGCCUCCUCCUUUCUAAGAUUGGACCAUUCUCUCUUCACAGGGGUUUCUAACAAGCCCACCCUGUCUGCUUGGCCCAGUUCUCUCGUUCCCAUUGGAGAGUGUGUGACUAUCAAGUGUCAGUCCCAACUUGGGUUUGAAGUGUUCCGUUUAUUCAAAGAAAAUGAAGACCACAUCCUGGAGUUCCAAGACAUCAUAUUCCAACACAGCUUUGACAUAAACCCCAUGACCACGGCACAUGCGGGGACCUACAGAUGUCAGGGCUUUGAACCUAACCUCCCGAAUAAAUUUUCAGAAAUCAGUGAGCCCUUGGUAAUCAUAGUUACAGGACUCUACAGAAAGCCUUCCCUCUUGGCCCUACCAGCUCCUCCAGUAAAAUCAGGAGCGAUGAUGACAUUAAAAUGCUGUUCAGAAGCCAAGUUUGAGACCUUCAUUCUGGUUGUGAACAGAAAGGAUGUAAAUGAAAGUCAAAUGUAUCUUGAUGGAAAGCCUUAUGCUGGAGGCUCUCAAGCCAACACCUCUCUAUCUCCUGUGACUUCAGCACAUGCUGGGACCUACAGGUGUUACAGUUCUUCUAGUCAACAUUCCUAUGUGUGGUCAGACCCAAGUGACCCACUGGACAUGGUUGUCACAGGGUCACUUCCAAACCCUGUUCUCAGGGCUGAGCCAGGAUCUGUGGUUGCCAAUGGAUCUCAGGUGACCAUUAUAUGUGAAGGAACCCCAGGUGCUUGGGAUUACUAUCUUUAUCAAAUUGGAAAACAAGGUUCUUUGCAGAGAUUAACCCCGAUGAAGCCUGGAAACAUAGCCAAGUUCCUCAUCCCAAUUAUUCAAUGGUCCCAUGCCGGGCGAUAUCUCUGUUUCUAUUACAAGCCUCCUAGACGGUCAAAGAAGAGUAAUACUCUGGAGUUGGUGGUGACAGGGUACUUACUCCCCAAACCCAUGCUAUCAUCCCUGACAAGCCUUGUGGUUACUUCAGGAGAGAUCAUGACCUUCCAGUGUGCCUCAUGGGAGAGAUACAAUGGUUUUGUUCUGACCAAGGAAGAUGAGAAGUUCUCCAGGCUCCAGGACUCACAGUAUAUAAACUCUACCAAACAAUUCCAGGCUCUUUUCCACACAGGUCCUGUGACAGUCAGUCAUACAGGAAUAUUUAGAUGUUACGGCUACAAAAAUAGUACCUAUAUGUGGUCUAAUCCCAGUGACUCCUUGGAAAUACACAUCGCAGGACAGCUUCAUGACACACCUACCCUGUCAGUGCUCCCAGGUUCCAGAAUGUCCUCUGGAGAGGAUGUGACCCUGGUGUGUCAAUCAUCGCAUCGAAGGGGUAGUUUUGUUCUGUCUAAAGAGGGGACUGCCCACUCACUUCUGUAUUUAAGAUCAGUGCUGCAAGAUAAGCUAUACCAGGCAAAAUUCUUCAUGAGGAAUGUGACCUUUACCCAUGGGGGCACCUACAAGUGCUAUAGUUCUGAAGACUUAUUACCCUACAUGCUGUCGUACCCCAGUAAUGCUGUGGAGCUUGUGGUUUCGGGGUCCUCUGAAGACCCUGACUCCUUAUCCGAAGAGCCCAUUCCAACAUUUGCCCGGAGAGAGACCACAAGUGUACAACUUCUUGCAGAGGCUGUGGAGCCAGUGACUAUGGACAGAGGUCCUCAGAAGAGGUAA